CCAGGCGUUUGCUCCAUCUUGUUGUUCCUACAGCGCGUGCUACCCUUCCAUGGUGCUACCCGGGGAGUUGUGCCUCAGGCUACAGUACAGGUGACGUGAUGCCUCAGAAUGGUACAAAAUAUGAAAGAAGAAGAGGAGAGACGCGUCACUACCCCUGUAAAGUCGGAGAUCAGGUUCCCGUCACAGGUUUGGUAAAUGGAGCUGUCACUCUCAAUGGCUGCCCAGCUGCUUCCACUAGAGAAAGUAAGAGUACACCAGUCUGCACACGGGACGAUAUCAAACCACAAUGCAUGGUCAAUGGUUAUAUUGACCAUGGGGACAAGGGCCAGCGCACAAAAGGCACGCCCCGAGGGACCCUGGGAAAACAUGAAAGCACAAUUUCAGCUGCCCCUGAUGCUUCAGCAGCUGUAAGGGUCCGCAGAGCAAGGCCUCCAGGUGGUCCGUCAGUGAAUGGGACCCCCAGUCUAGACUCUGUUGCUCCUCUCUGUAAUUCUCAACAAAUGGCACCACAACCCAACCUGUCAGCAAAGAAACGAAGAUGGAGGAAAUUCAGACAAAAGAAGAGAAACAUCCAUCCACAAGCGUUGCCCCCACAAGAGGAGGAAGACUGGGAAAGUCAGAUCAAAGAGGUCACACUGACUGGCUGGGACAACAUGUGUUUUGGCUUCAUGCCCUACGGUCCACAAGAUGUGAUCCAUUAUGAUUUACGGAAGUUGACAAUUAAGCAAACGGACCCAGUGGACCUGCCGGUGACAGCCAAGUACAGCCCGGCCGAGCUCCACCGACAGCCCGUCAAAUGGUGGAGCUUGAAGGUUCCCACUGAGGCCGGCCAGUUUGCAGAUGCUAAUGCAGAUGCUGAUGCUGAGUAAGCCAGAUGUUUGCUGUAAUGUUAGAUUAAUUUGUAAUUCUAUGUUCAUGUACCAAAAGUAACUGAGGCGUUCUGCCGUGAGUUAGCACUUGUUGUCAUUGUACAGAUUUGAGGGUCUUUGAGAGUACCCAUGGGUGGGAUAUUUAUUUUAGUGAGCAUCAGUUUUAUUUUCCCAAUCUUAAACAAUAGUGGAAGAAAUACAAUGUUAUGUUAUGCUACAAAAUCAAACAGAUUAAUGCUAUCUGAUUUCAAAGAUUGAAGUUUGGACCUAAGGUACGCAGUCAGGUCAUAGUUAUUUUUUUUAAAUUAGUUAGGCUUCUUUGAGUUUAGGGAUUCAUUUGAGAUAAACCAACAUACUAUCCUGUUUGUACCGCUUCUGUGAUCGUUGUUACAGAAACUAGUCCAAACUGAGAACACUGAGUUGAUGUGAAGUUGCUCUCUGGGAUAUCAAUUCUAUAGUUUUAUGAAUUGCAAGUUCAAGUACAUAAAGGUACAAUUUUAAUUUAAGUACUAAACCUAAGCAAGAAAUGACAGUAGCUUAUGUUACAAGAAACACAACAUUGUUCUUUAAGACUUUCAUUUGCACAAUAACAAUAAAUAAAAUGUUCUUCUACCUUCUGG
Molecule: messenger RNA, 1489 nt
Organism: Gymnodraco acuticeps
Lineage: Eukaryota; Metazoa; Chordata; Actinopteri; Perciformes; Bathydraconidae
Exons: 4
Coding region: 99-869 (256 amino acids)
Source: RefSeq, a predicted model, not a curated record